Molecule: messenger RNA, 6508 nt
Organism: Nothobranchius furzeri (turquoise killifish)
Lineage: Eukaryota; Metazoa; Chordata; Actinopteri; Cyprinodontiformes; Nothobranchiidae
Product: protein bicaudal D homolog 1
Biological process (GO): positive regulation of receptor-mediated endocytosis
Molecular function (GO): dynein intermediate chain binding; dynein complex binding; cytoskeletal adaptor activity
Source: RefSeq, a predicted model, not a curated record
AGGGACACGAGCAGUGCAUCAUGACGAACCGGACCGAGCCUUCCGACCCUCCUGAAGCAGCAGAGGACCUCCGACACGCUGGGAGCGGUUCUGCUUCUCAUGUUCAUCACGUUUCAUCUGAUUCCUGAAGCGGCGGGGGGCUCGUGAGGGGAGGGGUGGAGGUUUGUCUACUUCAGUUGUUUCUCCCUCCGGAGGGGAGGGAGGAGGGAGAUGGCCGCGGGUGGAGCAGGAAUAGGGGACACGGUGGAAGAAUGCCGCGCCGAGGUGGAGCGCCUCAGCAGGGAACUGGCAGAGGCCAACCGGGAGAAGGUUCGGGCCGCGGAGUGCGGACUGAUGGUUCUGGAGGAGAAUCAGAACCUGAAGCAGCAGUACGCGGACCUGGAGGCCGAGCAGGAGGCUCUGAGGCUGCAGCUGGAGCAGCUACAGGAGGUGGGCUCAGCAGCGGCAUUCAGCCAGGCGUACUCUACUCAGCGUAAGGUUGCUGAAGAUGGAGAAACCAACGAGGAGACUUUGCUCCAGGAGUCCGCCAUGAAAGAGGCGUACUACAUGGGACGUCUCCUGGAGCUCCAGUCAGAGCUCAAGCACAGCCGGGUCACGACCUCCAACACGCAGGCUCACAAUGAACACCUGAGCACACUGCUGCAGGAGCUCAGGGAGCAGAGCCACCAGGAAUCGGACCUGCAGCGCAGCCGGAUGCAGGCAGAGCUUAAGGAGUACAAGUUUCGUGAGUCUCGACUUCUCCAGGAUUACACAGAGCUGGAGGAGGAGAACAUCUCUCUGCAGAAACUGGUCUCAACGUUAAAACAAAAUCAGGUGGAGUAUGAAGGCCUGAAGCAUCAGAUCAAGGUCCUAGAGGAGGAGAUGGAGCUCCUGAACAGCCAGUUACAGGAUGUGCUGCGCCUGAAGGACAUGGCAGAAGCUCAGCUGGAGGAGGCUCUCCAGGCCCUGAAGAGCGAGCGCGAGCAGAAAAAACACCUGCGCAGAGAGCUGGUCCACCACCUCAGCAUGUGUGAUGUUGCGUACACCGGCAGCGCUCAUUUGAUAUUCAGCUCAGCCCCCCCCAGCGGCUCAGCCACCCCGGCUUCUCUGCUCUCACCAAACACAGACGAGCCCAACAGGUGUAACGGCCACUCACCGCUGGGGCCUGGAGUAGAGAUUGCAGCAGGGCUGGUAUCCAGGACUCACAGAGAACUUGGACCAGAGGGCGGGGCUACUGCAGAUCUCUUUAGUGAGAUAAACACCACAGAGGUUCAGAAGCUCAAGCAGCAGCUGAUGACGGUUGAAUGUGACAAUGUAGCACUGAUGACCCGCCUCCAGGAGUCUCAGACUCAGCUUCAGCACACUCAAGGAGCCCUGAAUGAGCAGCAUGAGAAGGCCCGCCGCCUUAGCCAGAAAGUAACGGCUUUCCAUCAUCUGUAUUUGACGAGGAACCAGGAGGCGCAAAGCAGCGCCACCUCUCCAACCUCUGAGACUCUGAUGGAGCUGGACAGAGCUGAGGAGAAGGACAGGGUAGAGAAUGAAGAGGACAGGAGUGGAGUAGUGAGUAAAAGUCAGGUGUUUUCAUACCAAACUCCUGGUCUGGAAAUCCUGCAGUGUAAAUACCGCGUAGCUGUGACGGAGGUGGUGGAGCUCAAGGCGGAGCUGAAAGCUCUCCGUGAGAAGCUGGCUCAGUGUGGGGAGGAGACAGUCAAAGAAGAGCCAGGAGAGCACACUCAGCUCCAGAAGCUGGAGAGGCAGGUCGUCUCUUUGGAGAAGGUUUGCAAGGAGGAGCAGGAGAUGAUUUCUAACCUGCAGCUGGAGUUGGAAGCAGCUCAGUCAGCUUCCAGUGAGAGCCGGGGGGCUUUAAACGCAGCCCAGGAUGAGCUGGUGACCCUAAGCGAGGAGCUUGCUCAGCUCUACCAUCAUGUCUGCCUGUGCAACAAUGAGACGCCCAACCGCGUCAUGCUGGAUUACUACAGACAAGGCAGAGGGCUAAGGGGCCACAGCGCCAGUCUCAAAGCCAUGCUGUCAGACAACAGCAAGGUUCUCCUUACACCACGUCUGGCCAGGCGGAUGGCUUCUGUCACAUCAGCCUCCUCCUCUCCUGGGGAGUCACGGAGCUCCUCAGAGUCUCCAUCCAAAGAGCCCCUGUCUAAGGAUGUCCAAAAAAAUGAAAAGGAGAUGAACAAGGAGGUACUUCAAGUGCCCUGUGAGCUCAGUGUGCCACCCUGCACGCCUCCUUCCUGUUCACCUUGCAUCAGUGCCUCAUCAUCUUCAUCAUCGUCAUCACCACUGGCCCCGGAGCUUCUUGGGGAGCUACGCAAGGAGCCCAUGAACAUCUACAACCUCAAUGCCAUCAUCAGAGACCAGGUGAAGUAUCUUCAGCGAGCAGUAGACAGGUCCUUACAGCUGUCCAGACAGAGAACGGCAGCCAGGGACAUGGUCCCUCUGCUGGACAAAGACAAAGACAGCUGCAUGGAGGAGAUCAUGAAGCUCAAGUCUUUGCUUAGCACCAAGAGAGAGCAGAUAGCGACACUUAGACUGGUGUUGAAGGCCAACAAACAGACAGCAGAAGUGGCUCUAGCCAACCUGAAGAGUAAAUAUGAGGCAGAGAAAUCAUUGGUGACUGACACCAUGACGAAGCUGAGGAACGAGCUGAAGGCCUUGAAGGAGGAUGCUGCCACCUUCUCUUCUCUCAGAGCCUUGUUUGCCACCAGGUGUGAUGAGUAUGUGACACAGCUGGAUGAGAUGCAGAGACAGCUGGCUGCCGCGGAGGAUGAGAAGAAAACUCUGAACUCUCUCCUCCGAAUGGCCAUCCAACAGAAACUGGCCCUGACCCAGCGCCUGGAGGAUCUGGCUUUUGAUCAAGAGCAGACCCGCUGUUCUCGGGGGGGCAGGGUGAGCCGUGGGAAGACCAGCACCCCCAAAGUAAGUCCCUCGGCCUCCAGUCUAGCCCCGUCCACUCCAGCUGGUGGUCCUUCUGCUGUCCAUCUUACCAGUCCCACAUCAAGUCUAUUUCAUGAUCCUUUUUCUCCUACUGGCCUUCCUGCGGUCAGAACAGCUGUUCUAGCCUCAGCGGUCACUUCGCCUACGUCACUCAAACCCCCUUACAGCCCCUCAUCACCAUCACUACCUGGCCCUCCAGCACCGGAGAGCCCCCCGUCUCUGGAGGCCCCCUCACCGACACCACCCUCCACUCCUCUGAGGCUGGCUCACUCCAAGUGGACCAUGGGAGUUCGAACAUUUGUAGUCGACUCCCACAAUUUCAGUGUCAACAUCUCCCCUCGUAGCUCGGGGCUCUCCAGACACUACACCUCAGACACCCAUGCUUCACCCCCAUGUACCACCAGAUACACCCAUCCAGGGUCUGCACCCUCUUCCCCCUAUCACUCUCCCUUCCUGGGGCUCAGGAACUCUACCUGGAACCCCUCUACCCGACCCCGGCCGCUGUCCAGCAUGAGUCGCUCUUCAGUCCUCUAUACUGCUUCCUCUUCCUCCCCUUACUCCUCAUCCUACUCCCCCGCUCACUCCUACAGCCACUCCUCUGCCUACUACAGUUCAUCCCCCACCUUCACCCCCUCCAGCUCCUACCUCAGCCCCGGCCCGUCCGCCUCCUACAGCCACUCCAGCCACUACACGCCCUUGUAUCCCAGAUACCACAGUCCAUACCGGCCUCGGGAAUGAACCCUCAGCUACACGCCUUUUACUGGCUUUUUCACUCAGCUCCUUACUAAAACUAGAACUGUAGCUUUCUUCUCCUUGUCUUCUGGGACAGAGGAGGCUCCAAGAGAGAAGGACCUAGUGGUUCCUUGUCUCCCACUUCCUGUUUGCCUUGUGCCUACACCUUGGCCAAUCCGUUCUAAAUGUUCACUGACUUUGCUCAGGGAUUUGAUACGUUGAGCACAAGUGGCCCUGCCUUUCUCUUCUUCUACCACUGGUCCAAAGAAGGACAAUGAUAGACUUUUUAAAGAAAGUUUUUAAAAUUUAGGUUCUUCUGGUUGAGACCACGUGUGCAUGAAGGGAUUAAACAUGAAGACAUUGAGUAAACAUGUAUGUUUAAACAUGUUUCUUUGUCUGUAUUAAAUUAAAUAUUCACCUGGUUUUCAGUGGUGGGGAGUUUAUACACCAGCACUACACCAGACACCUUCCAGUAUACGAUUCCUGUUUGUAAGUUUGGAAGCUUUAGUAGGUCUGAUGCAACAUCAUUGAGAGGUUGUGCCUCUUGUAGACCAGAAGAGUUUUCUCGACGAGGUGUGAACGGAAUCCCAGAUUUAGAAGAAGCUGGUAUUUAGAGAUUUAAAAAAAAACAAAUGUAGUCAUAGUAAGAGCUACAGCCAACAUCUAAUGUUCAUUACCUCAAACAUCUUCACUUAAGCUGUUUUUAAGGGUACAACUGCUCAAACGUGGAAGCACAUUUACUAUAUUUCUGUUCUAACUUCUAACCUGGUUGUUGCCUUAGCUUUAAAAAGUUGUUUCGGAUGAUAAAUCUAACAUGUGGUCAAAUCAGGAAUAGUGAGCUGUGACUUUUGGUCAUGGUCCCAUCUAAGAUGCAGACAUUUUGUAGACCAGACUGAGUUCAUUGCAGGAACAUCAUUUAAAGUUUGAAAUGUGCAGAGAGUUGGUCUUCACAUGACGGAAUUGGUUCUUUGAUGGCUUUACACAAUCACAAGUAAAGUUUGGGUAAUUGUUUCACACAAUGCUGAGUAGUGGUGAUGUCACAACUUUUAAACUGUUAAAAAUAUUUAAAAACAAGUUCACUUGUUUUUUCAACAAAUUUGCAGUGGUCUUGUAAGUGACUGCCUUGUAAGUCGACCUCUGUGGGAAAAAAGCUCUGGCACUCCUGUUUUAGGAACUAGAAGUUAGCCAGAGGAGAGGGGAGCACAACACGACAGGUUUAGGAGUCUUAUUUUCUGAUAUUCAAACAUCUCACCUCUGAUUGGCUAAUAGCAACGUGAUGAACACUGACCAUUCGCUUUGUAACGUUUAUGUUUGAUCUGCACAAAUAACACAAGCCUGAAGGAGUUCUGCCAUGUUGUGGAGUUGCUAAUGCUAACGGUUAGCUUCUACUAGCCAAGACAUGCUCUGCUCUCUCCUGGACGCUAAAUCAACAACAGCCUUCCCCGUUGAGAGCCAAGAGGGUUGAGUCCAAUUUUCAGUGUGACGUGCAUUUGACUGGCUUUUCUAAUUUGAGAGCUUCCCCGUCAGUUUUCUAUCAGCAGCUGAUGCAGGAAACAGGUGUAGAAGAUUAUUUUCACCUUUAGCCUGCAUGCUACAUUCAGUGUGACCGAUCAUAUUUCUAAUAUCAUUUAUUUCUAAAACUUAAAUUCGUAAGUGUUAAAGUCAGACACCUAAAUAAAGUUAAUUUAGAGGAUUUCUUAUGCAGAUGUUGGUGAACAUAAAAAUACAGUUUUACAUUCUGCAACAGCACCAGGCUGCCCGAGGAUGUGCCUGACUUUAAAUCGGCUUUAGUAGUAGGACAAAUAUCAGCAGAUGCAGAUGUAUAAAAAACGGCAAAUAUUGGUCUGAUAUAUUGCCAACAAAUAUAAGUCUACCCCUAGUCUACACUGCGCAAUCCUUUCUUUUCCAGUUGAGAACCGUGGAUCUGGAAUUUGGAGUCACAAAUAUUCAUCCCAGCUACAUUACACUGGGCUGUGAUUCUUCUCAUAGAUAUCAUAUAAUAUAUAUGAUGUCUAUGGUAAUUCUCCCCAGAAUGAGAUGCAGCUGUAGCUAGGAGAACCACAUCCUUUGUAAAAAAUAAAAUAAUAACACCCUCCAGCAGCACCUUAGCAAGGGUAACGAACUAGUCCAUGACUCCAUGGUCAUGGUGAAAAAACGCCUGGAGAUCAUGAUCUUUUGUUUGUGAGGACCAUGUCGUUCCACCUGUAGAUCCUGGAGUCUCUUGUUUAAUCAAGAAGGAAGACUAAUCCAGAAAGAGUAAACCAGACAUCUGAGGUCUGCAGGAGGAAGAGUCCUUUCAGGUCCUAUCGCAGUUUGACACUGACAGCUGUUCUCAGUCACCUGUAUCCAGAUCCUCUCCAUGGGCGACUCUUCAGCAUCAGGGUGUGACAGGAAGACCACAGUGGAUCCUGAACUGGCUCAGAUGAUGAUCCCAGACAUUUGCCCAUUACUGACGUAAAAGUCUGAAAGGCCUCUGGUUCAUCCCCCUGACCUCUGUAUUACUACGCUGGUAAAAACUCAUUCUUCAGUAGUUUUAUUGAUCUGUGAUUUAGAAUUUUUUUUUUUUCAAAACCACUGAAAUGAACUUGUUUCAUCUGAAGAGUCACAGAUCUGAUCAGUUCAGCAGAAGAAUGGACGUUAGGCCAGUGGAUCUCUGGAGGACUCAAAUGAUCUUCGUCAACCACAAAAACGUGACCUUGUAGCCUAGCUCUUGUAAAACCCAACACUGUUUCCUGUUGUAACACUAAAUGUUUCACUCAACACACAACUGUCAAUCCACCGAAACCGUCUUUACACCUGGUGUGUUGUUUUACCUGUAAGGUCUUUCUCUUGAUAAAGGACCACAUCCUCA